UCUAUAUUCAGGCCGUUGAAGGCAUGACGAGUCUACAUAAGCUGGCUCGUAGGGGGAUCAUAAAGGCCGGUCGGGGGAAGAACGGGCAGGGGAAAAGCAAAGGAGGCAAACGAGGCAACGAUGUCCUGCUCCAGGUUCCCGUUGGCACUGUCGUUCGCGAAGUCGAUCGUUACGACCCGGUCACGGAGGAAAUCGUGCGCCGGAAACGUGAGCGCAAGGAAGCUGCAGCAGCCGCUGCUGCUGCGGCAGAGGAGGGCGCAGAAGAGAGUGAUGAAAUAGAUGAGCUUGGGUUACCGUCUAUACGACAUGAUCGCUGGGUUCUUUACCCUGGUGCCAACCCGUCCGAUUACCUGACUACGGUGUUUCCGAAUAACCCGCCCCGGAGACAACAUAUCGCUGCACUGGAACCGCAGGCGCCGAUCUACCUUGAUCUAUCGCAGCAUAUGGACAAGCCGAUCUUGUUGGCUGCUGGAGGUGCUGGUGGCUUGGGUAACCCACACUUUGUGACUCGCAAUAUGAACCGGCCUACGUUCGCAUCUAGAGGUGAAGGCGGCAUGCGCCUGGAGCUUGAGUUUGAGCUGAAGCUGCUUGCGGAUGUUGGACUCGUGGGGAAGCCCAAUGCAGGAAAGAGUACAUUACUUCGGUCAUUGACCAACAGUCGCACCCGGGUCGGAAACUGGGAGUUCACGACGCUUUCUCCCAAUAUUGGUACGGUCGUCAUCGACAAUAAUAAAGGGCGACCGUUGGUGGAAUCCAAAGGAAAGGCCCGGCGGACGAACUUCACUAUUGCCGACAUUCCAGGUCUGAUCGAGGAUGCUCAUCUGGAUAAGGGCCUUGGUCUAGGCUUUCUCCGGCAUAUUGAGCGCGCAGGCAUCCUGGCGUUUGUGGUUGAUCUCAGCGCAGGUGACCCUGUGCAAGGACUGAAGGGACUCUGGCACGAACUGGGCGAAUACGAGCGCGUCCGUGACGUUGAAGAGUCGAUGAAAGUUGAGGGAGAUGAUUUAACUUGGAAUCCGCCCACUCAUGGUCUUCCUGAACUUCAGUCCGAAAGUGCAAUUCAGGAGCUUAACAAGGUUGCGUCAAAAGCUAAAGACGAACUUCCCGCUCUAAAUCUUUCUCCAAUUCACACCAAGCCAUGGUUUGUGGUAGCCACCAAGGCCGAUCUCCCGGAGACUCAAGAACGCUUCGAGACACUGCGUGACUAUCUUGCCGCCGUAAAGAACGGCGAAGAGGAACAUCCGGGCGGACAUCCCUAUGGACGGAGAGACAAGGUCUGCGCGGUUCCUGUCAGUGCCAUUAGGGGCGAGGGAGUUGCGGGAAUUCCAAAGCUUGUUGUGGAUUUGCUCGAUUAAGCAACGGCAAUCAGAAUUGAUAGUACUAAAUGUGCCUAAAAGGUGUAUAUAAAAAGAGUUUGUAACAUAGGGUCGGAGUUGAUGGUUUGGCGGUUGUAAU
This is a messenger RNA of Aspergillus costaricaensis CBS 115574, 1452 nucleotides long. RefSeq names its product GTP-binding protein Obg. Gene Ontology annotation, cellular component: mitochondrion. The record is from RefSeq and is a predicted model, not a curated record. Gene Ontology annotation, molecular function: GTP binding; GTPase activity. NCBI's taxonomy places the organism in Eukaryota, Fungi, Ascomycota, Eurotiomycetes, Eurotiales, Aspergillaceae. The transcript has a single exon. Bases 24 to 1352 code for a protein of 442 amino acids.